Messenger RNA from Corythoichthys intestinalis (scribbled pipefish), 1205 nucleotides. RefSeq names its product coiled-coil domain-containing protein 42-like. Bases 220 to 1092 code for a protein of 290 amino acids. The record is from RefSeq and is a predicted model, not a curated record. The transcript has 6 exons. NCBI's taxonomy places the organism in Eukaryota, Metazoa, Chordata, Actinopteri, Syngnathiformes, Syngnathidae.
CUUGUUUAUGUAAAGAUCCUAGCGACUGUCUGGUGGUUACCAUAACAACGACCAGAAGCACCCCAGCGUCGACAAAGACUUGGAAAAGUGAUACCAAUACAAGCCAAAGUACACUAUCAGAGCCAACCUUCAAAUUCAGUAGUUGAAUUUUGGACAUCAUAUAUUAAUCAUCUCCGAGUUUCCCCGAGGAGAGCAUUUCACACACAUGUGAAGUGCAGCAUGUCCGAGGGUGGACGCUGCGUUGUGACGGCGAGGAGGAGGAACUUCGACAGGAACGACACGCUCAAUGAGCUCAUAAAAGGUCGUCUUGAGCAAGAACAUCUAGUGGCCGUACUGGAGCAACGCGCACAGACGUUGGAGUGUUUGCAACGAUGUGAAGAUGAGCUACUUAAUAAAGUGAAGACAGCCAAGAAAUUACUCACAAACCUUGUUAAUUCUCCAAAGGAACAAGCUGCAGAUCAAAAUGUUAAAAAAGCAGAGAAAGAAGCCAACGAGAAAGAAGUCGAGAUGAAGAUGCUUAAGGAAGAGUACACACAAAUGCAGCACACAAAACAGGAGCUCCUUCUUCGCAUGCAAAGUUAUACAGUUCAUCAGGACUACAUGCAGCAGGUGGUAAAACUAACUCGGUUUGAAGAUGAAGCAUCUCUAGCAGGUCAUCUGGAGAAUCUUCUUCGCAUCAGGGAGCAGCUUUGUGAGAAGCAGAGGUUAGCAGAAGAUCAGAUGGACCAGCAGAGGAAAGCCCUGCUGACCUUUAACAGCCAGCAUCACAUGAUGCUUCUGCAAUGCAACAAUCAGCUGGCACAGAUGCACCGCAAACUGGAUAGGGCCCAUUCUGAAGCAGAACACUGGGAGACAAAGUGGAAGCACAUUCACAGCACUGCAGCCAAGGAAACGCUCUUACUGGGACAGAUCAAGAUGGCGACACUCAACCUCUACGAGUUGACGGGCGGUGACAUGGAAGGAGAGAAAGGUGUCCCUCUGAAUGACAAUGACACACAACUGGACAAGGUAGGUACCCUGACGGAGCAACUACUGCAGCAGAUACAGUGUAUCACAAAAGUGAGUACACCCCUCGCAUUUCUGCAGAUAUAAGAUAUCUAUUCAUGGGACAACACUGACAAAAUGACACUUUGACACAACAAAAAGUAGUCUGUGUGCAGCUUAUAUCAUCGAGUUAAUUUACUUUCCAUUCAAAAUAACUCAAA